UGAGAAUUAAAUGCAAAAGCAAUCCAAUAAGUUAAAAAGCAAGAUAACAUGAAUAACAGAUUCAAAAACCCAACUACAACUGUUAGGAUCUGUGGAUCAGAUCGAGGAUUUAUGGCAAUAUCAAGACUGAAUGCUGACAACACAUCAACUCAAGGUCCUGGCAGGAGACAGAGUUUACUUUGUCUUGGAGCGUAUUCAAAUCUUUUGAACUGUCAAGCAAACAGGCGUCGUCAGCGAAAAGUUUGGUCAAGAAGUUGGAGGAGGACGACAGAUCAUUUUUGCGACGAGGAAAGCAAGCGGUCCCAAUACAGAACCUUGAGAAAUUCCACAGUGGAUGGGGAGCAUCGCGGACCUAUUGGAAUCCACUUCGACAAAUUGUUGUCGACCGAACAGGUUCGCUAUAAUUUGGAAGACCUCUGAAGGUGACGUAGGUUCAAGAAAAAAUGAAUUUUGCAGGGGAGUACCCAAGAAGUCGGUAAAUGAGACUGAGCUUAGCGGGAGAUCAUCGGCAAGUUUCUUCCCUACCGUUGAAAAGAAUUUAUUGAAUUCACUAGCAAUCAGGACUGGGUCAGUCACAGUGGUUCGAUUUUUGAGCUUCAAUUCUGAGAUGGAGAUGGAAUUUUUGGAUUGUAUCUUAAUGAUGUCAUUGAUCGUUUUCCACGUGCGUUUAGCAUCACCUCGGUUGGUCUCAAGGACAGUGCGAUAAAACAGUUCUUUAGAUUUCCUUUGCAAAUGUACUAACAUAUUUCUAUACUUUUUGAAGUAGACACGCUGGGAUGUAUUGUCCCUUAAAAAUUUAUUUUUGAACAUAUUAUUUUUGUGUUUGAUGGACUUUCUAAUUCCCCUAGUGAUCCAGGGUUUGGAGUAAAGUUUGUUUUCUCUGUGUGAAAGGGGUCGUAAAGGCGCAUGUUUGUUAAUUAACCAUUUUAGGCGACCAAGGAAUGUAUCAAAAGAGUAAUUGAAAUUUUCUCUACAAAAGGUAACACCCACAUAUUUGCUACACAUUGACUCAACAUCGGAUCUAAAAGAAUCGUUACAAAAUUUAGACAUAUCGCGCUUCAUGCGAGUAUUGGUCUUGAUGCUUAUAUCUACACCUGAUAUUGUGCACAUUACAGGAAAAUGGUCGGUCAAGUCGCUUAUUAAAAUAAAUGAUGAAGAACAUUGGUUUAUGGCGUUUGUAUAAAUGUGAUCUAUGAGGGUGUGGGAGGUAGAAGUGACCCUAGUAGGUUUAGUAAUCACAGGAAGAACAUAGUAUGACAUGAGCAUAUCGAAAUACACAGCAGUGGAAUUACUAUUGGUGUCGAGUACGUUAAUGUUAAAAUCACCCAGUAUUACA
Messenger RNA from Styela clava, 1336 nucleotides. The record is from RefSeq and is a predicted model, not a curated record. Lineage: Eukaryota; Metazoa; Chordata; Ascidiacea; Stolidobranchia; Styelidae.